Molecule: messenger RNA, 4003 nt
Organism: Rana temporaria (common frog)
Lineage: Eukaryota; Metazoa; Chordata; Amphibia; Anura; Ranidae
Product: LIM domain-binding protein 3-like
Exons: 11
Coding region: 1-1404 (467 amino acids)
Biological process (GO): muscle structure development; heart development; actin cytoskeleton organization
Cellular component (GO): stress fiber; filamentous actin; adherens junction
Molecular function (GO): muscle alpha-actinin binding; actin binding
Source: RefSeq, a predicted model, not a curated record
AUGGCAAAUCUCUUGAAACACAUUCACUGUGUCCUCUUCUUUCGCAGCAGCAAGGAAAAUGUACCCAAAUCUCCUGAAGCAAGCCCAGUUGAGCAUGCACCAGCACCAGCACCAGCCAACGCAGAAUUUGUGAACAAACCUGCUGCUUCCGCAAAUCAAACUGCUACUGCUGAGCUAUACACCGCCCAACACCCAGCAUCACCGCUUCCAACUGCAGCUCCUUCCUCUGCCCCCCCUGCUGCUUUCUCACCUUUCAGCGAGAGAGCUCCAACUGCUGCAAGCAUCUCUCCUUCACAGAACAAACCCAACCAGGGCGCUAAGAACCUAUCUGCUGCAGCCUCCACUAUAUCUUGCGCCAUUUCUUCACAGUCUAGCUAUCAUCAGCAAGCAACCUUCUCUUCCAGCUACCAGUCAAAAUUAAGUGCAUCUAGUGCAUCUAGCCAAGGAUUUUCUUCAACAACUGCUGCCAAAGGUCCUGCGCCUUAUGGAGGGUACAAUGAGCCUGCUGCCCCUGCUCCCAAACCACGGGUAGUGACGACUGCAAGCAUCAAACCAUCUGUUUAUCAACCAGCUCCAGGUCCUGCCCCAAGCUACACUCCAUCUCCAGCAGCUAGUUACCCAGCACCCACGCAAGACCCAACAAGUCGCCCACCAUGGGUGACUGAUGAUAGUUUCUCGCAAAAAUUUGCACCAGGCAAAUCUACAACUACCGUUACUAAGCAAAUCCUGCCCAAAGCAGCACCACCUCCACUGGCUCCAAUCACCACUCACAGCUAUACACCUCAGCCCGUGAGCCAUGCUCCCUCACAAGCACCUCGGGGGCUUAUCCAGCGCGCUGAGAGAUUCCCAGCAAGCAGCAGGACCCCUCUGUGUGGACAAUGCAACGGUAUUAUUAGGGGACCUUUCUUAGUGGCAAUGGGUCGAUCAUGGCAUCCUGAGGAGUUUAACUGUGCCCACUGCAAGUCAUCCCUGGCUGAUGUGAGUUUUGUUGAGGAGCAGAAGGGCGUUUACUGUGAACGGUGCUAUGAGCAGUUCUUUGCCCCAACGUGUGCUCGCUGCAACACUAAGAUCAUGGGGGAAGUGAUGCAUGCUCUAAGACAGACCUGGCACACUACCUGCUUUGUCUGUGCUGCUUGCCGGAAGCCAUUCGGUAAUAGCCUUUUCCAUAUGGAGGAUGGAGAGCCAUACUGUGAAAAAGAUUAUGUUGCUUUGUUCAGUACAAAAUGCCAUGGAUGUGAUUUCCCUGUUGAAGCUGGAGACAAGUUCAUUGAGGCCCUUGGCCACACCUGGCAUGAUUCUUGUUUCAUCUGUGCUGUUUGCCAUGUGAAUCUGGAGGGCCAACCCUUUUAUUCUAAAAAGGACAAGCCUCUUUGCAAGAAGCAUGCCCACGCCAUCAAUGUGUAAGAAGUACCACUGGCUCCUUUGCUGGAGGCAAGCGGCUAAGAGAAAAGCAAGCCUAUUGGUCAACACAAGUUUUUGCAUGUUUCCAACACUGCAAAUAAUGAUGCAGUUAAAUAAGUUUUAUAAAUCUAAAAAAGAAAUACCAUCGUACAACAGAGUACAAUGCAAAUGUUUGUUUUAAGAAAUCUAUGCAAAGUGCAUAUGUGUAAUAUUUGACAGUUAACUUUGUUGCUGUGCCUGAGUGUGAUUUUUUGUUGUUUUUUUUUUGCUUUUUUUAAAUAGAAAGGAUUUGUUAAAAUAUAAAUCAAGCGCUCUAGUAGAUGGGUAUAAACCACAUGUGUAGUAUUAGUCUGUAUAACUAAAUGGACACAUGGAAAAAUGACUUGCAGUUUUACUCAUCACCGCUGGAUUAUUAGCUAUCCUUGAAGUUUUACAGAAAUAGAAUCUUCUGCUAGAUUGAUCAAAUAUCCUAUGGUCUCUGGAAAAGUCAUCAGAACUUUAGGUUUUCCCGACAGGUAUUACAUGAUACUGAAAUUGUGGAAAAUGAUUGAAUGUUUUAAUGCUGAUUACUUAAGUUUCAAACUCGAAGUCAAGGCCAUCGUUUACACUAAUGAUACAUGAAGCACCACUUUCAGAAUUAAUUAGCCUCCUGAGUUGUCACGUUUAGUGACAGAGCAGCAAUAUAAAAUGCGUUAACUCUGUUUCUAAAACAUUACAACGCAUUGUGUAUAUAACCACUGCCUGAUCUGAAUUUACGUCUGUGGGAAAAGUUACCUCCUUGACGCCAAAAGGGUUUAUUAAAUAUACAGUUCUAGAGUAGUUUUAUAAAAGUACAUGGAAAAGUCAUUGUUCGGAUGAUGCUGAUGGGAGAUUGAACACAGAGCUGCAAUCCUAGCAGAAAAAUAAGCAGAGUGCCAAGCAACCAGAUGUAUGGUAUUUUUAGAGCCGCCGUGGAUAGUGUUUUAAAAUAAAUGAAGUGCAUCUUCGCCAAAAAAGGAAGUGCUGCUCUACUGUUUAUAUCAUGGUCCCCCGGCACCUUUCUAAGCAUAGAAGGAUUGGGCAAUACAUAGUCUGUUUGCCAGAACAGAAUAGUUCCAAGCCAUCAUUUUUUUUUAAAACAACAAAAAAAGGAUUUUCUACUUCUAAAAAAUCGCUCUUUUUUUAUUCGUAGGAUCACUGUGUUGUUUAAUAGAUAAUACAGCACAGACUCUUUUCUCAUUUCCAGUCUAUAGAGCUUUGCGGAAUGACAUGCUUCAGAUGUAUUACACUUUUACAAAGCCCCAGCUUUUCAAGGUUUUGUUUCCCUUCUAGGCUUACAGAUUGAUUGAUUCAAAAAAUAUGAGAAGGUACACUAAAAUGCAUUACUGCAACUCUUAUUUUUGCCAUUUUGUUCAAUUUUAAAGCUGAGGUUAAAGCAAGUGCAAAAUGUAAUAAUUAAUAAUCAGGAUAAAGACUAAUAAAAUUAAACUUUAAAAAUAAUUUUACAGGUCCCUUUCCUGUGCAUGAAAAGCUAAGUUGGCAAUAAAUGUGAAGUUUACAGUUCAUAGAGAUGCGUAUGUAAAUAGGUUGAAUGCCCUACAAUUGAAAUACACAUCCAGUGUAGUGCCUUUUAGAAUUAACCCAUUUACUUCUGGUUAUAUCACAUUCUUGCAGAUUUAAAGCCAUUAUAAAAAGUUACAAUAGGUCCUCCUCCAUUUUCCUGAUGUGAGUCUUUGAGGUGCCAUCUUUCUCCUGCUUUUGCCAGUCUUACAAAAUUCUGCAGCUUCUCCUUGGAGAGUUGCCAAUGUCAGUUUGAGAAACAAAACAACAGCGAGGGCUAAAGUGAUUUAGUCAGUAGCUCUCCAUUUAAAUGCUGUAGAUUCUGAAACUGACCUAAAGAUAGUGCAUGGAAGUUAUGGCACAUUCUGCUUUGGAAAAGACAGACAGACAGAAAAAGAACUUUCAGAAAGACAGCAGCAAUGGCCCCCAUAUUUCUCUCAGUACAGGUUUCCUUAAAAGUGGACCUGUAGUUGGUCCAUGCAGGGCAAAGCAACAGGUUUCCUCAAUUACUGCCCUCCUCAGCUGCACAUGACUAACCCCUUUUUACUCCCCUGCCAUGCCCUGUGUCAGCCACAAGCUGAUGAACUGCAGCUUACAAAAAACUAAAAGACUUUCUCCCCACAUCUGACACCAAUAGAUUCCUAAGCGGCCAGUAAUCAAGCAAUGGUGCUGUCAAAUGGGAGAAAAAAGAGUGAGUCACGUAUCAGGAUGCACCAGAUAUUUCUAAUUACAUAGAGGUACUGUAGCAGAGUGGUGGAAAUGUAUGUGCUGCUGUGGAGGGCUUUUGUCUUGCAAGGGCAAGGCAUAGUUUCAUUCAUGAACAAGAACACUAAUGAACAAUCCUUCAAUGGUAAAGUGUAGAUGUAUUUUUUUACGGCAUGAAAGUUAGGGCCAGAGAUGGGUGAAAAGUUAAGUAAAGAUGCAGGGGAAAAAAAAAACUUCUGUAGGUAUGUUGGCAAAAUCACGUGCAUGUAUGUUGGCAGAGUCACGUGCGUGUAGACUUUUACUUUAUAGCUAUUUUACUAUUUAAGCUAUUUUAGCUUUUACUAUCAAACCCCAAAAC